GAGUAGCAGCAGCGGCGCGGCGGGGCGGGCGGUGCCUCCAGUCGCCCAUGCCCCCUUUUGCCCUCCGCUCGCUGCGGGGGAAGAAGCGUGAACUUGAACGCUGCCUUCACUGCUCAGUGCGAGUCCAGGCAGAGGACAGACAGUCUUAUCAGUCCGUCCGAGCAGCUCGGGUUUCGGUCAACUCAUCGGAGAAGGAGCAGCCGGGCGGGGUCUGGUUCGGUUCGGGUUUUGCCCAGAAAGGUGCCAAAAGCUCGACGAGAUGUCCAGGCGCAAACUUGGAAGCAGACCGCAGCACCUGAGUGCAAUUCAAGAUGUCACUGAUAUGGCGGACGGCUUAUCAGGCGACCACCCUCCUCCUCCUCGUCUGCAGGUCCAAGCUCCUGACGAGGGUCGUGACCUUUUGACUUGUGGCCAGUGCAGCCAGGCCUUCCCCCUGGCCCACAUCCUGGCCUUCAUCCAGCACAAACAGGGCGGCUGCAGCACUAGAAACCAAACCCAGAACGCCAGCGCCACCCCUCCUUCACCUGCCGGCCGAGCGCGGCGGCAGGUCGACGGCACCGACCCGGGUCCGGGCUUCAUCGAGCUGCGACGAGGGGCGGCCAGGAAGCGAGUCUGGGGGGAGGAGCCUGGCGUGAAGGUGAAGGCGGAGCCCAGCAAAGCAGUGCCAGAGGAGCCGUCAUAUUUCACCUGCCAGCAGUGUGAAGGCGUAUUUCCAUCUGCAUGGGUGCUCUUACAGCACGCUCAGCACACACACUCCUUCAGCAUCUACCAGGAGGACGAGGAGGAUGACACCGAUGUGGGAGGAGGAGGAGGAAGAGGAGGAAGAGGAGGUCGUAAAGAGCACAAACCUGCUGCAGCCGUUCUAGAUCCACGCCAUCUGAGCCAAGCUCUUGCCUCAGCUUUCCAACCCUCCACUCUGCGCCUCGGCCGUUCCCGUCAGACCCACACCGCCUCCUCCUCCAGCAACCUCCAGGCUCUGAACUUUUCAGUGCGUCUCAGGGAGCUCGCUGAGGGGAAUAGUAACACCACUGGCAGCUCCUCUGGAGGCUUGGUGCUGUCUCCGUCCUCGUCCCCACCGGCAGCCUCUCCCUUCCCUCACACCGGAUCCCUCCAGGCUGAUUUCCACUGCGAGCUGUGUGACCAGAACUUCCAGUCUCUGCUCGCCUUGUCAGCCCACCGCCGGACUCACGCCUGUGAGAGGCCCUAUCACUGCGGCGUGUGCAGGCAGGCCUUCGCCCAGAGCGGUCAGCUGGCCCGUCACAUAAGGAGCCACCAUCGUGAGGCUGGAGGCGGAGGAAGCGGAUACGAGUCGGUAGAGAUGGGUAUGAUGGAGGACGAGGUAGGGAGGCAGGGGGUGAGAGGGAGGAUUCAGAUGCAGCCAGCUGGAAUCAUGGGGAAGGUUGGUGCAGACGUGAGAGCCCAGGGCCCCUCUGAGCUGGACCUCACCCUCCCCAAACACCCCUCCAUAGCCUCUGGUCUGAUGCUGCUGACCUCCCAGGUUAGACCACCAGAAAGUGGGCUGCUGAGGCUGUACCAGCGCCAGAGAGAGGGAGGUGAGGAGGAGGCAGAAGGGCAGGGGGAGCCUCCGCACACCUCGCCUUGUGCCAGUCCCUCUGAGGGCUCCCUGGAGAGCGGAGAGACGGGAGGCAGCGGCGAGAGCGGCAUCGCUAGUGGCAACUGCACGCCCAAACGUCCAGAGAUGGGCGACAGGGUUCGAGGAGUGGGAGAGUGGGAGAACGAACGAGGAGAGAUCAUUGAGAAAGAGUGGAGCUCAACCAAAGUCAGCGAGGUUGUGCAGGAGUGGCAGAUGGACAAUGAGCGGAGGAGUGUAGCAGGAGUUGCUAACACUGGAGGAAGCAGUAAUAAUAAUAAUAAUAAUACUUCUGCAAGUUCAGGUGGGAAGAAGAAGAAGGAUGAAGCCUGCGAGUACUGCGGCAAACACUUCAGAAACAGCAGCAACCUGACGGUGCACCGCCGCAGUCACACAGGUGAAAGACCCUACCGCUGCGGCCUCUGCAACUACGCCUGCGCACAGAGCUCAAAGUUAACGCGCCACAUGAAGACCCACGGGGCUCAGGGAGCAAAGGCUUCCUUUUUGUGCCAGCUGUGUGCUGUUCCCUUCACCGUCUACGCCACGCUGGAGAAACAUCUGAAGAAAGUUCACGGCCUGAGCCACGCCAGCGUCGGAGCGUACGCACAGGCCAGCGCCGCAGACACUUUAGCUGCUAUAAAAGCUGAGGAAGAAGCAGCAGCAGUAGUGGUGAAGAUGGAGGAGGAUGAGGCUAGUUUGGAUCGGACAGAAACGGAAAGCAAAAUGCAACGGGAUGCAGUGAAAAGCGUGGAGGAGGGGCAAAGCCAAGCAGAGUUUGUGGAGAGCAGAGGGAGUCCAGCUGUAGUGGGCGACCUCCCACCUGACAACAGUGCAGAGGCGAGUUCAGCUUUGACUUCUGCACCCUGAGAGCCGUUCUCAUUCACUUACUGACAAUAAAAUGGCACUGUAUAGGAUUUAACUUUCCCUUUCAAUAAAAAAAAAACUUGUCCCACCUUUGAGCUGACUUUCAAGUGAAACUGGAGUUUAAGGAAGAAGCUGCAGCACUGUGAGAGCAGGCGGCACUGAGGCGCACAGCAGCCACGUCGUACACGAUUGUAUGCAAAGCUGCUGGUUGAAACUAAGUGCCUACAGUUCUUUGCACCACAGAGAAAAACAAGGCCAUGACAUUCAGCAGGGAGAUUACCAUAGCUCUUGAACAGGAAGCGAACCGCCACAGGAAACUGAUCACCAUGCUUCAGUGCAGGAUGCAGAAAACAUUUGAUUUAUGUCUCUGGUGACCCACUGGACAGGUGGAGGCUCGUCGUAACUGUCAGAGAAAAGAUUAUAUUGAAUUUAAAAGAAGACUUAGCAAUAGAACAAUGUUAAUAUAUUUUCAGCACCAACAAAUGGAGAGAGGUCAUAUUGUGCUACCUAGCUGUUGCUGGUUUUCUUUUGAGAAGACCUUUUAAAGACUAAAGAUGUUUGAACAGACACAGAGGUGAAAUGAAUCCAAACACUGUCUGCCUGCAGUUUCUCAGACUCCUCUUUUUAAAGGCGCUUGGUUGUCACAACACUUGUCACUUAACGUAAUGUUUACAAGGCUCAUGGGGCCGAGCAAGGUUGUGCUCCUCACUUUGUGACAGUAUGUAUGGAUGAUUUUCAGUUCUGUUUUUUUUUCCCCAAUUUUAUAAAUGUGAAUACAGAGAUUUUAAAGUCUCAUCUACUGAUGUUUUCCAUGAUUAGUUACUAUGCAUACAAAAACAGCAAUUUUACCUACAUGUGAAACGGGUGUGUAUUAUUUUUCCCCUCUAUUUGUACUUAUUAUUGUGAUGGUAAUUUCUCUCUUUCAUUGUUUACACUUGUUAAGUGCCCGACUGCUUAAGCUCGUGCAUGUUUUGCAGCCAUUUUUUUUUUAAUGUCGUUGCCUGUGUUGGAGUUUCUCCUAAUUUAUGGAUGCUGCAUGUUGGUGGUUGUGCAACUAAAAAAAGUCUGUUUCACUGCUGAACUACAGGGUUGAGAGGCGCGGCAGUAGCUAGUUGACUGGUGGGAAGCCGCCAAGCGAGCACUUGGAUGAGUGAGUUGUGUGAAUGGUUUUGUGUGUGUGUGUGUGUGUGUGUGUACAUAUUCGGGAAAAAAAUCCUCAGGUGACACGUGUACUUGAACCUUCUGUCCUGUGAUAUUGUCUUUAGCAUGACUUGAAUCGGCAUAAUUAAAGCUCGAUACUGGAUUUUUGGUGCUGAUACCGAUUUGUAAAGAAUAAAAAGUUUUAUUCUAAUAUAUCUGGCUACAUCUACUGCACAGUGCUGGGACUAUUGGAAACAAUUAAGUUGGAGAUGCGCUGCUGGACAAACUUUGAUCAAACAAAUUGAAAUUACCCUAAGCAUCUUAGUUAUUGUCUAUAAAAAAUAUGUAUUAUCGGCACAUAUUGGAUUUCAUAUAUGCCGAUUGCGAGAUAUUUGUGAGCCAAUAUCGGCCAACCAAUAUGUUAGUCGAGCUUUAGUUAUAGUCGCAGUGUCAAGCUGCUGACGGUUCGUGAUGAGCCACCAGUGACUUAAAGACAAGCUAAAUUUAAGGGAAAUCUGCUAUUUUUUUACAAAUGAAACAGGUCAGAGUUCAAGUAAAUUGCUACCACCUUUGUCGUGACUACUGUGUGAUGACUUUGUGUUCCCAUUAACCGAUUCAGGUCAAAACAAGUUGUUGUGUGUGUUGUUUAAAAGUGAAUUCCGAAUGAGUGCAGUGUAACUGUUCAGGGAAAACAUUUUUUGUACAUAGAUUGACAUUCUUGCUCUUGCUAUCCUUAUUGUUGUUGUUAUUGUUAAUAAUAUUAUCUGCCUGCCCCUGUUACGAGCUCUUCACUUUUCCUAGCAUUGCUGAGUGUUUCCUUUCACGCUGAACACUGGCUGUUGUGAGGCUAUGCCGCUCUUCUGUCUUUGUAAACUUGAUUUUGUAAUUGACCUUGUCACAAGGAGCCUCAAUAAAGAAUUGGGGUAAAAUA
This is a messenger RNA of Amphiprion ocellaris (clown anemonefish), 4526 nucleotides long. RefSeq names its product zinc finger protein 296 (gene znf296). The coding region runs from base 260 to 2458 and encodes 732 amino acids. The record is from RefSeq and is a predicted model, not a curated record. Gene Ontology annotation, biological process: positive regulation of transcription by RNA polymerase II. Gene Ontology annotation, cellular component: nucleus. The transcript is spliced from 3 exons. Gene Ontology annotation, molecular function: RNA polymerase II cis-regulatory region sequence-specific DNA binding; DNA-binding transcription factor activity. Lineage: Eukaryota; Metazoa; Chordata; Actinopteri; Pomacentridae.